UGUCAUAGCCAAGGGGCUAGCCUAGUGUUCAGGAUUGCCCCGAUUCCAACCCAAAGUUGUUUUGAUAGAAUGGGAUCUUAAAGCUAAAUAUGCUACCAGUUUCUCCUUCUAGGAUGUGGGGUUGAUGGUGAUUGGUGAGGGAAUGGUCGAGUUUGUGGGGUGCCUGUCUAUACACACCGAAGAACUCGGGCAACUUCACAGUCCCCUAUAUUUUAUGACUCACACACAUGGCCAUCUCAAAGACCGUCUACUGAGUCAGCUUCGCUGAUGCCUGCCUCGUGCCUCGCUUCCCUGUCCCCACCACUGGAGGUGACCUUCAGGAUUCUUUCUGCACGAGGCUUUCACGCGCGCAGGCUUGGAAUCAAUCGGCCCGUGGCCACGGUUCCUAGCGGUUCCGCGGCUGCCAGCACUGACCCGUGGCAAGAGGAGGUCGCAAUGGCCGAGCCAACCGUUGUCAUAGCCCCCACCACAGUACCAAGAGAAGACCUGGGACAUGGGGAGCCGCUCCUCAUGACUGCGAAACAAGUCAAGAAGACGCCAGGUCUUGAGAGAGAAGGAUGGUGGAGGCUCACAAUAACGGAUACUCCGAUACCUGGUACUUACCAUUUCAGGACUUUUACUGAAGAAGCCCUAUUAAACCCAGUGAAAAUAACCUACAACUUUAAAAACGAAGGGAGGAAAAAGCUCCCUCUUGUGCUGAGAAACGAUCCGGUCCCAACUGACCUCCCACAGUACAGUCCUCCUGACUUCUUGGAGCUGCUGAAGAAGCAGACGGCCUCAUACUCUUUCAAGGACAAACCCCGGGCAGACCCCAGCACACUAGUUGACAAAGAUGAGUCACUCCAUCUUUGCCCGGGACAGUACGAGGUACUUCCAGCACCGGUUCCCAAGAGCCCAGCCAGGAGCUUCGUAUUUCGCUCUUCAGUUCAAAGAUUCCCACCAAAUUAUUUCACUCCUGGAAGAACCAGGGCCCAGUCAGAGUCGUUUGGACUUUUCCAUGAGUCAGGUCAGUUACCAGUUUUCAUUUAUCUAUCUUUGCAAUGCAGCAAUUAUCCCAAGAGUGGGACGAACACUGUGCCCUCUCCAGGUUUAUCCCCUAGGCCCUGUCCUGUCUUGUCUACUGUGACCUCCUCUCUCACUGCUUCCAGCACGGACCCUUCCUCCAGCUGUCUUGCCUUGCAAAUGGCUCCUCUUCCUCCUGUCCAUCUCAGCUCAGGUGUAGCUCGCUUUCCAAGGGACUUCUUGGGUGCCCUGGGACUACAUCAGUGUGCCCUCUCAUUACAUCUGUCCCUUUGGGUGGCAUGUACAGUACAUAGAAUAUUUAAUAUUUUUCUGAUGUUUCCCCACUAAAAUAUAAGCCAUGAAAAAAUAUGUUUUUCUUGUCAACUAGGACUCAGUUCUCCCAAUGGAACAGCAGUGAGUUGUUGCUGUUGUUGUUUUGGGUUUGUUGUUUUUUUCGACACAGGGUUUCUCUGUGUAGCCAUGGCUAUCUUGGAACUCACUCUGUAGAUCAGGCUGGCCUUGAACUUAGAACUCUGCCUGUCUCUGCCUCCUGAGGGCUAGCGUUGAAGGUAUGAGUCACUGCCCAGCUGGAACAGUGGUUUUCAGUCCCAGUAUUUAAAAGAAGGUGGGGUUUAUUUUAAUGUUGUAAAAGGCUGAGUGUGACUUCUGUUUUCAGAGCCGUGGAGGGCAGAGGGCACGAGGUCAGCUGGCAGAGGGAGGGCGGGAGAAUGCGGUGUGUCCUCCUCCUGAGGAUGCUUCUUGAAACCGCACAGCUCAGCGACUUCCAGCUUUUCAUCCUAAUGUGACUCAUGUGGUUGCGCUUAGAUAUACCCACGAGGACAGGAGAUUGCGCUUUUAUUCUGGGUACACACGCCCUCAACCCAAAAUUGUCCUAAUGCCCCCAGAUAGAAGACCAGACAUUGGGAGACCAUCAUUACCAGCUACGUUCCAUCCCGUUGCCUGGAACAUGGCAUGUUGGUUGAAAAAUUUAACUAGAGGAACACUUCCGAUUUUGUUUUCUUGGCUUCUGUAAAGCAAAAAAAGAAUGGCACAGCUGGGUGUUUGUUAUACCCAGUGAGAGGGAAUUCAGCAGUCCUGGGUCAAGUGGUUGCUUCGCUGGUUUCUUCUAGGUGUGAGGCGACCUUCAGUCUGUCUGUUGUGCGGCUUGCUGGGAUGUCUUGGCAUCCUUUGUACUAUAAAUAUUUCUCUCCUUUUGUCUUCAUAUGGUGUUUUCUCCCUCUCCCUCUGGUGUGCAUGCAUGUGUGUGUGUCCAAAUGUCUCCUUUUCAGCCAAGAGAACACCAGCCACAUUGGACAUGUGCCCACUGAGAUGACAAGACCUCAAUGUGAAUUAGACCCUGUGUCCAAGUAAAGCCAUAUCCCGAGGUCCUGGCAGUUUAGAAUCCACUGGAUUAAAGCAUGUUUGAGCUGUAUGUGAGGUAGCAUGCACCACUCAACGCAAUCAGGCACAACGUGAGUUCACUGGCUAUGUGAGUGUCGGGGUGGAGACGCAACUCAACCGAAUACUCAGGAUGCUGUGCUCUGGGCCACGCAGGCUCGCUGAGUGGCUUCCACAAGUUGCCCCAGCUUCUUAGCAGGAACAACGGAGCUCUUGGGGGAGUCUAGGGGGUCACUAAAGGCCUGCCGUUUCUAUCCUCUCAUUGGCCAUUCCAAGUCAGAACCAAAUAAGUCAAACUUCAAGGUCAGCAACCCAGGAAAAUGCACAGAGCCCCUGCACGCUGAGUCUUUUCAGCAGCAUGGUUUCCUACGCAGGCUGGGCUCUGCCACGUCCUCCCCCACGGGUGAGCUGCCCUGAGCUCAGUCCAGAUCAGAUCGUACUUCAUUGACUGCGGCCCCUCCCACAGCUCCCUCUGGUAAAAGCGACUCAUACUAGCCACCGAAGGGAGAAGGUCCAUCCUGUUAUCAUCCGGAGGGUGGAGUCGGAAGCCUCCCUGCCAAGCAGAGAGAUGUUCAUCGUGAAAUGUUUCCUGUGGUUUCUGCUGACCCCAAGCGCUGGGAUUCAAGCCAGGUGGCAACUCUGUCCUCCCCUGGGGCCAAGUGUCAAUAGCCUAUUGUGCUGUCUAGUUUUCUGUCAACUUGACACAAACUAGAGUUAUCUGGAAGGAGGGAGCCUCAACUGAGAAAAGGACUCCAUCAGAUCCUACUGGAGGGAGUUUUCUUAGUUAGUGAUCAGUGUGGGAGGGCUCAGCACAUAGUGGGUGAGGCCAGCCCUGGGUAGGUGGUCCUGGGUUCUAUAAGAAAGCAGACCAUGGAGAGCAAGC
Molecule: messenger RNA, 3283 nt
Organism: Mus musculus (house mouse)
Lineage: Eukaryota; Metazoa; Chordata; Mammalia; Rodentia; Muridae
Gene: Stpg4
Product: sperm tail PG rich repeat containing 4
Exons: 6
Coding region: 268-1350 (360 amino acids)
Cellular component (GO): cytoplasm; nucleus
Source: RefSeq, a predicted model, not a curated record